Messenger RNA from Vespula vulgaris, 1417 nucleotides. Its product is annotated as fatty acid synthase-like. The transcript is spliced from 5 exons. Bases 455 to 1267 code for a protein of 270 amino acids. Gene Ontology annotation, molecular function: 3-oxoacyl-[acyl-carrier-protein] synthase activity; fatty acid synthase activity. Lineage: Eukaryota; Metazoa; Arthropoda; Insecta; Hymenoptera; Vespidae. Gene Ontology annotation, biological process: fatty acid biosynthetic process. The record is from RefSeq and is a predicted model, not a curated record.
UAUACGUUCUCUGUCUUUCUAUUCCUAAUUUAAUUAUAAUGUCAUUCACCUAUGUCAUAUAUGAUAAGCAAACUUUCAGAAAAAAUGUUAUAUACAAUAGAUAAAAUAUAAUUAAAAAAUAUCUAUCUUAUAAUGACGAAAAUAGACUUUUUUGAUGUUGAAUAAUGCCGACGAAAUACCUUACUGCAAUAGAAUAACAGGAAGUUCAAGUGCCAAAUCUAUUCAUUCUUCAAUUCAAUACAUUAAAAAUAAAGAGUAAAGAAAAAGUGCUAUAUUGCGUCAAAUAAUGACGAAAUUUUUACUUUGACGAUAGAUAUUACAUUGUUAUAAAAAUGGAUUCAUCAUCGACAAUUUCAAUCAUAGUAAAAACUUACAGGUGGUUUUAAUUUACAUUUGAUUACUACAUUACAUAUUGCGGAGAAAAUUGAGAUAUAUCAGAAUAUCAUGACAGGAUAUGAAGACACCAAAAAAUUGUACAAAUUCCUCAAAUAUGCCAAUCCAGAACCAGGUGAAAAAGUUAUUAUUUCUGGAUUUGCGGGGUAGAUUUCCAGAAUCCCAAAAUAUGAAGGAAUUGAAAAAUAAUAUUUUUAACUGCAAAGAUUGUAUCACUGAAAACGAAUGCCAUUGGAAACUAGGUAAUUCAGAAAUUCCAAAGCAUUUAUGCAAAAUUAAGAAUGUUGAGAAAUUCGAUGCGUCCUUUUUUGGAAUACAUUUUAACCAAGCUUAUUUGAUGGAUCCUAUGAGCAGAAUGAUGUUGGAACAUGCUUACGAAGCUAUAAUAGAUGCUGGGAUUAAUCCAGAUGAUAUUCGUGGAACAAGGACAGGUGUAUUCGUAAAUUCAUGUUUCUCUGAUUCCGAACCAACUUUGCUUCACAGCAAACUUCAGGCAGAUGUUUUCGGUAUCACGAACUGUAGCAGAGAUAUGAUGGCUCAAAAUAUUUCGUAUUGGUUGGGUGUAGCAGGUCCAUCAUAUAACGUUGAUACAGGGUGUAGUUCUACUCUUUAUGCGAUGGAUCAAGCUUACAGGUUUAUACGUAGUGGAGACUGCGAUUAUGCAAUCGUCAGUGGAUCGAAUCUUUGCCUACACCCAUAUACGUCUCUACAUUUUGUUCGUUUAAGUAGGGUGUUGAAUCAAGAUGGUCGCUGCAAAAUUUUCGACGAAGAUGCAAAUGAAUGUGUCUCUUCUGUAUCCAAUACCCAGAUUACGGACAGAAUACAACUAAAUCCAAAGUGGAUGUGUACGUUGUUUUCAGCGGUCAUAUCAUGAUGUUAGAAAAUAUGAAAAUUGCAAUGGCAAUUAAUAAUGAAUUGUUUGUGAUUACUGAUGGAUUUAAAAAAAAUCUAAUAAAAGAAAACUUAUAAAAAUGAAAGUAAUAAAACUAAUACACACUUAUAUAUGAUUAAUAAACUAUUAAUG